This is a messenger RNA of Fulvia fulva, 786 nucleotides long. RefSeq lists its product as uncharacterized. The record is from RefSeq and is a predicted model, not a curated record. The transcript has 2 exons. The coding region runs from base 1 to 786 and encodes 261 amino acids. Lineage: Eukaryota; Fungi; Ascomycota; Dothideomycetes; Mycosphaerellales; Mycosphaerellaceae.
AUGGAAGACCGCCUACACGACGAAACCGCCCUCGACAGCCUCUCCAUGGGCAAACUCCAAUGCGACCCAGAAGACCUGCCCCAAUACCUCUACCGCGUCCAAUACCCCUCCUGCAACACCACCCUCACAGACGAAGGUCUCCACGCCUCCGACACAGAUCCCAUAUCCGAAGACGACAUCGCCACCUUUCGCCAAUCAGUCGUAGACUUCUCUACGUGGAACCGUAACCACAAGACACCCUACAUCUCGCUCUUCUCCAAGCGGGAGGUGGCCGAGGACUUUGCGCUCAAGAAGGCUGGGGAGAUCAAGGUGAUUAAGAUUGAUACCUUCCGACUCCCGGGGAGUGCGCGAGUCUUCAAGUUGAGUUCGGUGAUCAAGACGUUUGGGAUUAAACCCGUGGGAACGGCACAGAUGAGUGAGGGCAUAUUCCUCUGUUUGCAUCAUGUACCAGCCAAGACGGUUUUGGAGGCGAAGACGAGGGAUCAGGUUGAGCUUGACCGCUUCAUAGAACAAUACUGGUCCCACCACAAGCAAGGCUACGACGAGCAGAAAUGGGAGCCGAAAGUCGUGAUUGCGAGGGCUGCGAGUGUUGAAGGGAGGAGGCCGAGCUUGAAGCAUAGGUUCUCUGUUAGACGUGGCAUGUCGCAGAAGUUGGGGACGAAGUUGAGUAUAAGGUCUGUGAAGACGGAAGAGAGUAGGACGGAGGCGGUGGAUAGUAGGUGUAUGGCUAGCUCCGGAGGGUGCAGUGAUGCACAUCAUGUUGGAUCAAAGAACGGGGGAGAAUGA